AUGCCAAGUUAAUUAGGAUUUUCGAGGAACGAUGAGAACAAGUCUAUCAUUGGAAAAAGUCAGAAAACUGCAAUUAAAAAGUCAUUAUUGAAUUCCAAUAAGUGCUAGUAAAAAACUCCAUCUAAGGUUUUUAAAAAAUCUUUGGACAUUUUUGCAUCUGCAAUGAAGGUAAAAGUACAAUAUGUUUUCAAUGACGAGUAAUUUGAUGAGAAUUACAACAUACUUGCAACGAAUGAAAAUCAUAUAGAAAAUGGGAGAGAUACAGUUUGCCUAAGCUUUACAGAUCACACCCCUGAAAAAUAAGUUUAGACUGAUUCUAUUUACUCUACAACAACAAAGGAUAAAAUGUUCAACUAUGGUGUAAAUAAGUCUAGAAAAAUAUCAGACCUAUCCCAAUGCAAUACAGGUGUUAUUAAGAACCUGCCAAGAGAAUCACUAUCACCAAAAAAGAUUGAGCAAUAAAUAAGAGAUAUAUUAAACCAAGAUAUUCCAAAAGAGAUGAAAAGUUCGAAUAAGCUGAAAGCCUAAUUAAUUUAGAAAAAGUUUAAGCAUCAAAUGAAUAAUGAAUAGCUAGCUAGGAGUUAAAGUCUUUUGCUUAAAUCGCUUCCUGCUUAGAAAUAUAUACAAAACAAAUUUUCAAGAAAUGAAACAAGCAAAAAGCAAAGCUAAACUUAGCGAAAGAGCAUAGGACAGUUGUGUCAGUAAAAUUCUUCUGCAGCAUUAAAUAGUUAUGGUUAGGCAAAUAUUGUGACAUAGGACUCAGUCGUUCGAAGCAAAUUGCUGAAUACAACCUAGUCAACUUAAUUAAGGCGCAGUUAAAGUGCAAGAAGAGAUAAUUUCAGAGGUGAAUUUUAAAAUAAUUUAACUACUCUGGAUUAUAAAAGAGUCCCUCUCAAGAAAAAUAAUAAGUGUAAUUCUAAUAUAACAGCUUGCAUAGCCCUAAAGAGUAGUAGUACAGUGAAGACACAAGAUGAAAGCACCGAAUAUUUAAAUAGUAAUUUGACUUAGGGCAAGACUAGAAUGUUCAAGAAUGUUAUUUAAAAGCAGAUGAAUGAAGUAGCAGCCAAAAAGGGCCCAAAGCUUGAAUUUCUAAUAACAGAAGAUGAACUAUAUACUCCUCCUCUUCAAAGCAGUGCUCAAUCAACUAGAAAUAUGCAAAUAGGAUCUCCGAUGAGUAGCUCAAGCAGCAAAGAAUUUAAGAUGACUGAAAGAGAAGCAAAAAUCAAGGCUAAGAUUGAUGAUCUUAAAAAGAUCAUCACAAUUCAGGAAGAGUUAGAUGAGAUCAUUAAGAAGAAAGGUGCAGCAGCCAAGAAACUCACUCAUCACGAGUAGCUGCUGUUAACCGAUAAGUUGCAUAAAGAUGCUGAGGAGAGAAAGUCAUACUAGGAGGCAUUACUAAAGUUACAAAUAGAAAAAGAGCGUUUGGAGAUUGAGACAUAAAAAUAUUAAAAAAUAAAAGUGUGA
Messenger RNA from Stylonychia lemnae, 1464 nucleotides. The record is from the annotation of a GenBank genome assembly. Lineage: Eukaryota; Ciliophora; Spirotrichea; Sporadotrichida; Oxytrichidae.